GUGACGUCACGCGCAGUGGGCAGGGCCUCGCUGGGAAUCAGGAACAAUCUACAGCAGCCUAUGAUUGUAUAUGCUAAUGCAACUGCUUGUGUUCAGCGAGCGUGAGCACUAAUAGUGCAUUACUCUUCUUCUGUCUUUCCACGUUAAAGAAAUGCCAACAUGGGCUCUACAUGUGAAAUCAACGCCGCGAUGAGUGUUUGGAGAAGACUGUCUCUGUUUGUUUUGGCGAGCUCCCUCUGCUCGUGCCUGUGCCGAGCUGAAGACAGUGCGAUGGAGAACAUCGUGACAGAGAAGAAAGCCGAAGAAAGCCACAGGCAAGACAGCGCCGAUCUGCUGGUCUUUAUCCUGCUCCUCACCCUGACGAUCUUGACCAUAUGGUUGUUCAAACACCGCCGCUUCAGGUUUCUGCACGAGACCGGACUGGCGAUGAUAUAUGGGUUGCUUGUGGGUGUUGUACUGCGAUAUGCUAUUCAUGUACCCAGCGACAUGAACAAUAUUACACUGAGCUGUAAUGUCAAUGCCAGUCCAGCCACACUGCUGGUGAAUGUCAGUGGUAAGUUCUAUGAGUACACACUGAAAGGAGAGAUCAGUGGCAGUGAAGUCAAUGACAUUCAGGACAACGAGAUGCUCCGCAAGGUGACCUUUGACCCAGAGGUCUUCUUCAAUAUUCUCUUGCCUCCCAUAAUUUUUCAUGCUGGAUACAGUUUAAAACGAAGACAUUUCUUCAGGAACUUGGGCUCCAUUCUUGCCUAUGCGUUUGUGGGAACUGUGGUGUCUUGUUUCAUCAUUGGGUCAUUAAUGUAUGGCUGUGUGGUGCUGAUGAAGCAAAUCGGCCAUCUGGGUGGUGAUUUCUUCUUCACCGAUUGCCUUUUCUUUGGUGCCAUUGUCUCAGCCACUGACCCAGUGACCGUUCUGGCCAUCUUCAAUGACCUGCAGGUGGACGCUGACUUGUACGCGCUGCUGUUUGGUGAAAGUGUUCUGAAUGAUGCCGUCGCUCUCGUACUGUCCUCGUCAAUUGUUGCAUAUCAGCCUGAGGGAGACAACACUCACACGUUUGAAGCCAUGGCCAUGCUGAAGUCCUUUGGAAUCUUCCUGGGGGUCUUCAGUGGUUCUUUUGCUCUUGGAGUGGCAACUGGAGUCGUAACUGCAUUGAUAUCUAAGUUCACUAAGCUUAGGGACUUUCCAUUGCUGGAGACGGCACUAUUCUUCCUCAUGUCCUGGAGCACAUUCCUACUGGCCGAGGCAUGUGGAUUUACAGGUGUGGUGGCGGUUCUGUUCUGUGGAAUGACACAGGCACAUUACACCUUUAACAAUCUUUCUCCUGAAUCUCAGGAAAGGACAAAACAAUUAUUUGAGCUUCUGAAUUUCUUGGCUGAGAACUUCAUAUUUUCCUACAUGGGCUUGACAUUGUUUACCUUCAAGAACCACGUCUUCAACCCAAUCUUCAUAGUGGGCGCAUUCCUGGCUGUGUUUCUGGGCAGAGCGGCGAACAUCUACCCCCUCUCCUUCCUCUUGAACUUGGGCCGUAAAUACAAGAUCAGCCCCAACUUCCAGCACAUGAUGAUGUUUGCAGGUCUUCGUGGCGCCAUGACCUUUGCCUUGUCAAUCAGGGACACGGCCACGUAUGCGCGGCAGAUGAUGUUCUCCACCACGCUGCUGGUGGUCUUCUUCACCGUUUGGAUCUGCGGUGGAGGCACAACUCAGAUGCUGUCCUGUCAGAAAAUCCGUGUUGGAGUAGACACAGAUCUGGAGAACUUUAUCGGCCCUGAUGGAGUGGAGAGGAGGAGCACUAAACAUGAGAGCGCCUGGUUCUUCAGGAUCUGGUACAACUUUGAUCACAAUUAUCUCAAGCCCUUUCUGACCCACAGUGGCCCACCGCUCACUGCCACACUCCCAGCCUGCUGUGGCCCUCUGGCACGUUGCCUCACCAGCCCACAGGCGUAUGAGAAUGAGGAGCAGCUGAAAGACAGCGACUCGGACCUGAUCCUGAAUGACAGUGACAUCACGCUGACGUACGGUGACAUCACUGUGAGCACAGAUGCAACGGGCGCUCACACGAGCGGGACUCCCGUCGGACGAGUGACUGUGCACUCUGAUGAGGCUCUGGACCGAGAGCUGGCGUUUGGCGACCACGAGCUGGAGAUCCGAGGCACCCGAUUGGUCCUGCCCAUGGAUGAUUCAGAGCCCCCGCUGCCUCUAGACUCCCAUCGCUACCGGCACAAGAACGAAUCGAUGAGUUGAACGGCCCGAGUCUCUUCUCUCUAACAUGUCUCAUUCAGAGUGAUCUCUCUCAGCACUUCCCCUGUCUCUGAAGUGGCUGGUUUGAUGUCUCUACCUCAUUUGUCACUCUUUAUUUUACAUCGUCACAGAAAUCUAAAUUAUUUAUCUACUUCUCUUGUGCAAGGCUUUUUUUUCUGUUUACCGCCAAUCAGACCACUUAGCAUCUGACAUCACAUAUCGGCAGCAUGUUCUGGUUUCUCUAAGGUUAUCAUGACAACAGAAUAAGCAUACUUUAAUUGUCUGUAAAGCAAGGCGUAAAAUUGCCAUGACCUGGCCUGCAUGCUUAUUUGUGUCCUCUCUUGACGUGCAAGCGCUUGUUUAGGAGAUGUGAAGAGUCCGCGGCACAUUCCUGUGGGUCUGAUGCUUUUUACUGCCUUGUCUCUUUGUGAGCCUCUGACAGAGGUGUGCUGGCUGGUGGCUCUGGGUUGCUGUGCAGUUACAAUCAAGUGCCUGUUGAAUGUAGUUUCCCCUCCUUUUGAGCAAAAUGACACUCUUUGCCAUCCACUAGAGGGAGGCCUUGUAUUUUGGUACUGUAUUGUUCAUCUGAGCUGUGCGGUAACUUGUGAUUGGCUGUAGAGGUGUGCUUGGAUCUUACAUUGUGACCUCUGACUGUGAAUCUCUGAAGGUUCUUACGCCUUGUUUGUGUUAUCGUUCAGAAGAAAGAGAGCCAUUCAUACGGUGCACUUUCU
Messenger RNA from Carassius carassius (crucian carp), 2969 nucleotides. Its product is annotated as sodium/hydrogen exchanger 6-like. The transcript has 16 exons. Gene Ontology annotation, molecular function: sodium:proton antiporter activity. Bases 160 to 2241 code for a protein of 693 amino acids. Gene Ontology annotation, cellular component: membrane; recycling endosome. Gene Ontology annotation, biological process: regulation of pH; proton transmembrane transport; sodium ion transport. The record is from RefSeq and is a predicted model, not a curated record. NCBI's taxonomy places the organism in Eukaryota, Metazoa, Chordata, Actinopteri, Cypriniformes, Cyprinidae.